UCAUCAUUCGGGGUUGAAGAGAAGAUGAAUGUUGCUGUCAGUAUCAAUUGGUGAACGUGAUUUGUCAAGAAUAUGGAGUAACCAUUUUAGGCAAAGAAAAGAAAAGAGAUAACUAACCUGGGCCUGUGAUGACUCAUCAAUUUGAGCCGCUGAGAAGGGGGAGGCAAAAACCCUCACUGGGUUGAGAAGAAACUCAGGAACCAGCACGAUCCGAAUUUAAUGCUUCCUAACGGUCAAAAUGGAGGAUGCAUCAUGCAUGACAGUAGCCACAGAGUCCACAGUUAUGAAUAAAGGAAACGUCCAGAUUCCUUCCCCAGUCAACUACGGCUCUUGUUAGAAUGCCGCGCUAAACCAAACCUCUCAUUUAAACACAUCCCCCCUCUCCCCGUCCUCCCUAUCUCUCUCAAUUAACACCAUGGCUGUUUCAUCAUCAUCUUCUUCGCCUUCCAGAAAUCUGAAAAUAGGUAUGGUGGGCUUUGGCCCGUUUGCACAGUUCCUGGCAAAGAUCAUGAUCAAACAAGGGCAUACUUUACGGGCGACUUCUCCUUCCGAUCAUUCUUCCCUCUGCCAAGAUUUGGGCAUCUCAUUCUUCAGGGACACGGGCACAUUUCUUGAAGCAAAUAAUGAUGUCAUUUUGAUUUGCACAUCAAUCCUAUCCCUAUCGGAGGUUCUCAAUACAAUGCCACUACAUUGCCUGAAACGGUCACCUCUCUUUGUGGAUGUUCUCUCAGUCAAAGAGUACCCGAGAGAUGUUCUAUUGAAAGUGCUGCCAGUGGAAUUGGAUGUUUUGUGCACUCAUCCGAUGUUUGGGCCGGAGAGUGGGAAAAAUGGAUGGAAGGAUCUUGCUUUUAUGUAUGAACGAGUUCGAAUAAAGGACGAAGCUACGUGCUCAAGUUUUCUACGAAUUUUCGAAACUGAGGGUUGUAGAAUGCUUGAAAUGUCUUGUGAAGAACAUGAUAUGGUAGCUGCACGGAGUCAAUUUCUUACUCACACAAUUGGGAGGAUUUUAUCGGAAAUGGAGGUCAAGCCCACAUCCAUGAGCACAAGAGGUUUUGAGACACUGAUUCAUCUGAAAGAGAGCACCAUGAAAGACAGCUCUGAUCUGUUUAGUGGCCUAUUCGUCUAUAAUAGAUUUGCCAAACAAGAGCUGAAGAACCUAGAACUUUCCUUAGAAAAGGUUAAGCAAAUGCUACAAGACAAGAUGACCGAAGAGCAGAAACUGAAUGAGUCCAAGUUUUGAUGUAGAAGUCUUGCCAAUAUCGCAUUAAACAUAUACUGUUGUGCUAUGACUAAUUAUGCUUUCCGCUUAGAUUUGGG
Messenger RNA from Populus euphratica (Euphrates poplar), 1317 nucleotides. RefSeq names its product arogenate dehydrogenase 1, chloroplastic-like. The transcript has 7 exons. Gene Ontology annotation, molecular function: prephenate dehydrogenase (NADP+) activity; arogenate dehydrogenase (NADP+) activity; NAD+ binding. Gene Ontology annotation, biological process: L-tyrosine biosynthetic process. NCBI's taxonomy places the organism in Eukaryota, Viridiplantae, Streptophyta, Magnoliopsida, Malpighiales, Salicaceae. Bases 416 to 1240 code for a protein of 274 amino acids. The record is from RefSeq and is a predicted model, not a curated record.